Messenger RNA from Seminavis robusta, 1105 nucleotides. The record is from the annotation of a GenBank genome assembly. Lineage: Eukaryota; Bacillariophyta; Bacillariophyceae; Naviculales; Naviculaceae.
CCUGGUUCGCUUCUCCAAAGGCCUGCAAAUUUUAAAAAUAAUAGCUUGAAGCUUCUAUCAAAGCGGUACCGUCCUAAUAAUAGACUACUCUACUACAAUAUUGCGAAAACCGAAGGAAGUCCAGCCGACAAGUGCAAUCAGCGGAAGAACAACCUGCCAUAAAAACAAUACGCUCAUACUAGCUAGAUAGUAUCCAUCUCACUUCCUUCAUUCAGCUAGCUACGGUACUAGUACUAGCAAGCAAGCUAGCAAGCAGCACAGCAAACAACCCUUCUUUUCACACACAACCAACAAUCAUGCCGAUUAGUAGUACUCGUACAUACGUGUAUUCUAUUUCCUUUCUAAUCCUCCGCCUCCUGGCAUCGAUUGCGGUGUUGUCGGUUCGCAGCUGGCGGGUAGAAUCGGUUCAUCUCAUUAUCGACGACGACGACGAGGACAGCUUCUUUCUGGAGUCACUCAAUGUACGUCGGACUCGUCAACGUCGACGAGAACUACACGAUGACAACAUUAUUUGGGCUACUACCGAUACUGCCGACGAUAAUAAUAAUGAUAAUAAGCAACCCAACAACAACAACAACAACAACUCAUGCAAGACCCUUCGCGUCUUGCUCACCACCAAUGACAUUGCCUCGGGUUUGAACGAUGGCUUCACUGACUACAGUGAAAUUCGUUUUGGCACCAUUCAGGGAGGAACCGUUCUGCUGUCCAACCCGGACGAUGAAACGGACAAGAUUGGAGCGUACACGGUUCUGACCACCUUCUUGUCCCCCUACAACUAUACCGAUUCUUCCGUGGACUGCAUUGGCACAGGGUCCUACCAGUUUGGACUGGGAAAGCAGAUUUCGUUUUCCAGCACAUGUGCCAGUCUACCCUACUUUACCAUUACGGGAGGCCAAGGCGAAUACCAUGGGGCGACUGGCUUUGUCGAAUUCAUGAUUCCAGAUCCCGACAAGAGAGGAUACUUUCAUGACAUUCGGGUCUGCACACACUGAAUUGAAUUGAAUUGAACAAAAUGAUGAUGAUGAUGAUGAUUGUACAAAUGUAAAUACUAUCAUAGCAUAUAACUAUGUAAAUACGAGACUUGAGCAUACACAGUCGCUUGGGA